AUGAUAAAAAAUAUGAAUAAUUUAAAUAAUAUUACUCCUAAUAAUCAGAAGAGAUUUAAUGAAUUAAAUCAAGAUUUUGAAGUUAUAGAAAGUUCACCUUUAAAGAGAAUCAACAAUUUAAAACAUAGACAGCAAGAACAUAGACAUAAUGGAUUAUUAUUUUCUUCGCCAAAUAUCGAGAUAAAUAAACAACGCACUUUAAAGGAUAGUACUACUACCGAGUCAAAUUUAGACAAACAAUAUCAAAAUAUGAAAAUUAAAUUUAAUCUUACCGGUUUUUUUUAUAUUUUGGAUGGUGAAAAUAACACACAUAAAUUUAGAAAUAGUCUUUUAAAUUUUAAACAGAUUAAAUCUGAAGAUUUUAAAAUUAAAAUCAGAUCAGAAGAUAAUAAUAUAAAAAUUACAUUUGAUGAUUUGUUAAAACAAUCUGAAAAAAUUAUUUUUGAUAUGAAUACAACUACAAUGGGUAUAAUUUUAAAGGAAAAGAUUAAUUUAAAUGAAAAACUUAAUUCAAGAUUAAUUCUAUGGAUGAAUAGUGACAUUUCAGGACUAGAUAAAAAAUUAAAUAAAAUUAAAACAUUAAUUUUAAAAUCAAUAGAGUUAUCGGGUUAUGAAACAAAAAUUAAUUUAAAUAUAACAGGUACAAAAUAUGAGAUUGAAAAAUUAUUGAAAUUACAAGCAUUAGAGGAUUAUAAAAUUUUAGAAUUAGAUAAAAUUAAAAAUUUGGAUACUUUGACAUCAAUGGAUAAUAGUAAUAAUUUAAAGAAAAGGCAUAUCUAUAGUUUUACGUCAACUGCACCAACUAUGGUAGAUAAAAAUAGGAUUGAAAAUUCACCAGAACCAAAUAUGAUUAAUACUCCAAUCACAAAUAAAAAUAAUGAUAAUUCUAUCUUCAAUAACACUAGUCCCAUAAUAGAGAAAAAAAAAGGGAUAGCUCCAUUUAAAUUUUUAUGGAACUCCCAAAAAAAUUCUUUAAGUUCAUAUUCAUAUUCAAAUCUAAGAGAUAGUUCCCCUAAUAUACCCAACGAAAUCUUAAAGGAAACCAUCGACAAUACAGUCACAAAUUAUGAACAGAAAAUUGCAUUACCAAAUGAAAUGACAAAAGAAGAUAUAUAUGACAUUUGUGAAGUUCCAGCUAUUUUUAAACCGAAUUUAGUCUAUAAAUUUAAUGAUGGUACAACUUUUACAAUAACAAAUCAAGAUUUUAAAUGCCUUUAUAAUAAUGAUUGGGCUAAUGAUAUGAUACUAGAUUUUUUCAUAAAAUAUUUUAUUGAAGAAUCUAUAACUAAAAAUAUAAUUAAUGAAAAUGAUGUAUCUAUAAUGUCGUCAUUUUUUUACUUAAAAUUGAUUAGUGAUCCUACAAAUUAUUACAAGAAUGUUAAAAAAUGGGUUAAUAAUUCAAAUUUAUUUAAUAAGAAGUUUAUUGUGAUACCUUUAAAUAUUUCAUAUCAUUGGUUAGGUUGUAUCAUUAUAAAUUUCGAUAAAGUUUACAAUUUCUUCCAAAAUAAUAUCAAUGAAUUAGAUCAAAAUAUACUAACUAUUGCUGAUAUUCCAAAGAUUAACAUUUUAACUUUUGAUUCACUAAGUCAAGCAGAUGCAAAAAAUAUCGUUCCAAUAAAACAAUUUAUUUUAAAUUACUUGGAGGAUAAAUGUAAUUUAAGUUUACCAGAUGAAGUGGUUGAAAUUAAAAAAUGCUUAGUUCCUCAACAGUCAAAUUUCAGCGAUUGUGGGUUUCAUGUGAUCUCAAAUAUUCGAACAUUUUUUGAAGAUCCAGGAGAGACAAUAAAGAUAUGGAACAUGACAGAUCCAGGUGAAUAUAAGAAUUGUCCUGAGAAAAUAAAUGAUUUUUUUGGAUUUAAUAAACAUAGAAAUGAAAGAGAAAAUUAUAGAGCUAUACUUUUACAUUUACAAAGAAACCAAGUAAAACGAAAAUUGCUUGAAGAUGCUUUUCAAGAGAAGGAAAGUCAAAACACUGAGGAUGAUGAGGAUUUUGAAAUAGUCUCCAACUGUGACAUAAAACAUAAAAAUUCAAAUAGUUUGUCACAAGACGAAGAAGUUGUUAGGAAUGAAGAAGAAGAUAGAAUCGAUGAUAAUUACAAUAUCGAUAACAAUGAUAAUAAUACAGUAACACAUAAUUUAUUACCGAAUAACGAUGAUAUUGCUUCUGACCAAAAGCAACCUCUUACAUAUGGAGAUGAAGGGCGUGAUUCAAUAAAUGAAGUACUGAAAACUAACGAAGUUACUUCACGGAAUAUUUUAGAGACUUCACCACCCAUUCCUGAUAACGAGCUGCCAUAUACAGGUACAACUUCAAAGUAUUUCGGUGAGUCUAGGUUAAAAUCAAGACAAAGUCAUAUAGACAUAAUUUCCAGUGCGCCGACUGAGGGUCCAAAUGAAGGUGGUAAUUAUUACCCUAGAGAAAGUCAAGCAAUAGAUGAGCCAGUCUCAGAUAAAUUUAUGGUUAAUCAAUCUUCGGCAAACUCCAGCGUAUUUUUUAACGGAAGGAGAACCAUGUCAGAUGAUGAUCUUAACAAUGCCGAUAAUAACGCAUUAAAUAAUCAACCCAAAUUGUCUGAUAAUGUGGAAGGGAAUAUUACUAUAAUAGAAAGUGACAUCUCAGAUGCAGAAGGCUUGCCAGUAAGUGAGAUGAAUACUUCAUCUAUACCCUUUAAAUCAGAGCAUGUAAACAUUUUAUUAACGAAGAGGCAUGAUACAAACCAUUAUGAAAACAUAAGAAAUACAUUAAAUUCAGAAUAUGAAGAACAAGAUGAUGACGAAGAGGAUAACUCAAACGACAUAGAGGUUAUUAGCUUGUAA
Molecule: messenger RNA, 2817 nt
Organism: Tetrapisispora phaffii CBS 4417
Lineage: Eukaryota; Fungi; Ascomycota; Saccharomycetes; Saccharomycetales; Saccharomycetaceae
Exons: 1
Coding region: 1-2817 (938 amino acids)
Biological process (GO): proteolysis
Molecular function (GO): cysteine-type peptidase activity
Source: RefSeq, a predicted model, not a curated record